Molecule: messenger RNA, 736 nt
Organism: Penaeus monodon (black tiger shrimp)
Lineage: Eukaryota; Metazoa; Arthropoda; Malacostraca; Decapoda; Penaeidae
Product: adenylyl cyclase-associated protein 1-like
Biological process (GO): cell morphogenesis; cytoskeleton organization; regulation of adenylate cyclase activity
Cellular component (GO): cytoplasm
Molecular function (GO): actin binding; adenylate cyclase binding
Source: RefSeq, a predicted model, not a curated record
CUGGCAUCCCUCCCCCUCCCCCAAUGGUCCCACUGGUGCCAAAAGCCGUGGCCGCGGAGGAUGACGGCCGAGCUGCACUCUUCGCCUCUAUCAAUAAGGGAACAGAUAUCACAUCCGGGCUCAAGAAGGUGGACCGCAACGCACCUCGUCUUCCACCAGGGGUGUGGACGCCACAGACAGUUAGAGAUGAACAGAAAACCCACAAAAACCCCAGUCUGCGUGAGGGACCAAAACCAUUCGUCAAGCAGACCGAGACUACCCCUGUCCGUGCACCCACUCGCGAGUCACCGGAACGCCCUCCCAAGUUUGCUCUUGAAGGGAAGAAGUGGUUUGUGGAAUACCAGAAAGACAAACCAAGUCUUGUGGUCGAUAAUGCUAGGAUGGAUCAUUCUGUGUACAUCUUCAAGUGCCAGAACACAGUGGUUCAAGUUAAGGGUAAAGUUAAUUCAGUCAUAUUAGACUCCUGUAAGAAGUCUGCUGUAGUAUUUGAUAACCUGGUGUCUUCUGCGGAGGUUGUCAAUUGUCAGUCGUGCAAGGUCCAGGUGAUGGGCAUUAUGCCAACCAUCACGAUUGAGAAGACCGAUGGUUGCCAUGUAUACCUGAGCAAAGAGUCUCUGAACACAGAGAUCAUUUCAGCCAAGUCCUCAGAAAUGAACAUCCUCAUCCCCAAAGAGGAUGGAGAGUUUGUAGAGUGUCCUGUUCCUGAGCAGUUCAAGACGGUGAUAAGGCCAUCCCG